AGAGGAGUCACUGAGAGGGGCUUGACUUUCCUCUUAGUAAGCUCACCUGCUUCACCAAUCCUCUCUGUCUCUCUCUCUCUCCUUUUCUUUUACUCCCCUCAGAGGAUCAGAAAAGCUGCAACCAUGAGUUACAGGAGCAGUGGCAGCAUGAGUGGAGGCUUCAGCUCCGGCGGAGGCUUCAGCUCCGGCGGUGGUGGCGGCGGCAGCAUUGUGAGGAAGAGCUUCUCAAGCUUCUCCUCUUCAGCAGCCCCUGUGGGCUCCAGCCGUAUGAGCAGCUCAUCCGUUAGACGCUCCGGAGGAGGUGGUGGGGGCGGCUUCGGCAUGGGCGGUGGUGGAAGUGGAGGAGGCUCCAGCUUCAGCUAUAUGAGCAGCGCUGGAGGCAUGGGUGGCGGCGGUGGUGGUGGAGGAGGCUUCGGCAUGGGUGGCGGCGGUGGAGGCUUUGGCCUGGGUGGCGGCGGUGGAGGCUUCGGCCUUGGUGGCGGCGGUGGAGGCUUUGGCCUGGGUGGUGGCGGCGGCGGAGGUGGCUUCGCCCCCAUCACAGCUGUCACAGUCAACUCAAGCCUGCUUGCCCCCCUCAAUCUGGAGAUCGACCCCAACAUCCAGACUGUCCGCACCCAUGAAAAAGAUCAGAUCAAGGGCCUCAACAACCGCUUUGCCUCCUUCAUCGACAAGGUACGCUUCCUGGAACAGCAGAACAAGAUGCUGGAGACCAAGUGGAGCCUCCUGCAGGACCAGACCACCACCCGCUCCAACAUUGAUGCCAUGUUCGAGGCCUACAUUGCCAACCUGCGCAGACAGCUCGACGGCCUGGGAGGAGAGAAGGUCAAGAUGGAAGGAGAGCUGACAACCAUGCAGGGUCUGGUGGAGGACUUCAAGAACAAAUAUGAAGAUGAAAUCAACAAGCGUGCCGCAGUGGAGAACGAGUUUGUCCUCCUCAAGAAGGAUGUUGAUGGUGCCUACAUGAACAAGGUUGGGUUGGAGGCCAAGGUCGACGCCCUUCAGGAUGAGAUCAACUUCCUCAGGGCCAUCUAUGAAGCGGAGCUGAGUGAACUGCAGGGCCAGAUCAAGGACACCUCAGUGGUGGUGGAGAUGGACAACAGCCGUAACCUAGACAUGGACUCCAUUGUGGCUGAAGUGCGCGCCCAGUAUGAGGACAUCGCCAACCGCAGCAGAGCCGAGGCCGAGACAUGGUACAAGCAGAAGUUUGAGGAGAUGCAGUCCUCUGCAGGACAACAUGGUGAAGAUCUGCGCAACACCAAGUCAGAGAUUGCCGAGCUGAACCGCAUGAUCAGCCGUCUCCGAAACGAGAUCGAAAACGUCAAGGGACAGCGUUCUACCCUGGAAGGCCAGAUCGCUGAGGCUGAGGAGCGCGGGGAGAUGGCAGUGAAGGACGCCAAGCUCCGCAUCAGGGACCUGGAGGAUGCCCUCCAGAGAGCCAAGCAGGACAUGGCCCGGCAGGUGCGCGAAUACCAGGAGCUGAUGAACGUCAAGCUGGCCCUGGACAUUGAGAUCGCCACCUACAGGAAACUGCUGGAAGGAGAGGAGGACAGGAUUACCUCUGGAGGUGGAACUGCAACCAUCCACAUAACCUCCAGCAGCAGCGGUGGUGGUGGCGGUGGAGGCGGUGGAUUCGGCAUGGGCGGAGGCGGUGGAGGCUUCGGAUAUGGCGGCGGCAGUGGCAUGUCCAUGAAAAGCGGCGGUGGCGGCGGUGGCUUCGGCAUGAGCAGCGGCGGUGGCUUCGGCAUGAGCAGCGGCGGUGGCGGCGGUGGCUUCAGCAUGAGCAGCGGCGGUGGCGGCGUCUCCAUGUCCCGCUCCUCUAUGACCUCCUCAUCCAGACGCCUCUAAACGCUUCUAAA
Molecule: messenger RNA, 1856 nt
Organism: Coregonus clupeaformis (lake whitefish)
Lineage: Eukaryota; Metazoa; Chordata; Actinopteri; Salmoniformes; Salmonidae
Product: keratin, type II cytoskeletal cochleal
Biological process (GO): intermediate filament organization; keratinization
Cellular component (GO): keratin filament
Molecular function (GO): structural constituent of skin epidermis
Source: RefSeq, a predicted model, not a curated record